Molecule: messenger RNA, 1188 nt
Organism: Oldenlandia corymbosa var. corymbosa
Lineage: Eukaryota; Viridiplantae; Streptophyta; Magnoliopsida; Gentianales; Rubiaceae
Source: the annotation of a GenBank genome assembly
AUGAAGUGGUGCUUUCUUCCAAAUCUCUCCCACAAGCAGUCACUUGACGGCCAAGGUUUUUCAAAUCACAACCACAAUGACGUCUUACUAACAUUAGCAAAGCCGAUCAUCUUAGCGAGGGCGAAAAACAAUGCAAAUUCUGUAUUGUCGCCGUCGUCCCUCCACAUUGUAUUGAGCAUGAUUGCAGCCGGAGCAAAAGGCCAAACUCAAGCCCGGCUUCUUUCUUUCCUCAGGUCUAACUCCAUUGAGGAGCUCAACUCUUUAGGUUCUUCAUCAGUCACUUCUGUACUGGCCGACGGUAGCCUUCCUGGCGGCCCUCGCAUGUCGUCUUUGAAUGGAGUUUGGAUUGAUGGUUCUACCCGAUUCGAUCUUAACUACAAGAAUGCGUUGUCCCUUUUUUAUAAGGCUCAUCCUAAUGAACCUGGCGCGGUUGACAACCUUUCCAUGUUGCUUGCAAAUGCACUAUAUUUCAAAGGAGCUUGGGGAGAAAAGUUUGAUGCAUCGAAGAGAAAGGAGCACAAGUUUCAUCUUCUGGAUGGAAAUACAGUGAAAGCUGCUUUUUUCACUAGCGAGAAAAAUCGAUAUAUAAGUGCAUAUAAAGGUUUCAAAGUGUUGCGACUUCCUUAUAAAAACGGCGAUUAUUCGCGCCCGUGUUUUUCCAUGUACUUGUAUCUUCCAAAUGCCAAGAACGGACUGCUGGAUUUGGUGGAAAAUAUUAGUUCGAGACCUGGAUUCGUGAAGCAUUAUUCCCCGAGUACAAAAGUUGAAGUUGGGGACUUCCUGAUUCCGAAGUUCAAGAUCUCAUUCGGGCUUGAAAGUUCAGGCACGGUUUUCCCUUCUACUGGAGGGCACAACAUUUUCCAGGAAUCCUACAUUGAUGUCAACGAAGAUGGAUCGGAGGCCGAAUCCUUCACUGAUGCUGCCCACUAUGGAACAGAAACCACUGCAGAAAUUGCUGAUUCGAAGGCUACUUGUUCAACAACUCCUAAGACUAAGAAGAGACUAAACUUUGUUGCCGAUCAUCCAUUCAUUUUUCUCAUAGCGGAAGAUACAAGUGGGACGGUACUAUUCAUGGGCAGCGUGCUUAGAGUUGACCGGUGGCGGAGGGAGGGGGCACCAGUAGGGGCGGUCGCCCCCCCUCCCUCCAAUUUUUUUGAAGGAAACUACAGAAUUCUUGAAAAAUUUUAG